Messenger RNA from Sphenostylis stenocarpa, 1113 nucleotides. The record is from the annotation of a GenBank genome assembly. Lineage: Eukaryota; Viridiplantae; Streptophyta; Magnoliopsida; Fabales; Fabaceae.
AUGGAGAGAGAUUUCAUGGGUCUCAACUCGAAAGAACCACUAGCUGUGGUCAAGAAGGAGAUCAACGAUGAUGGCUACGAAGACUCUGGCAUAGUUCCAGUCCUUCUUGGUUCCAUUGCACAGUGGCCCUUCUCGAACAAAGUAUCUGCCCUUCCACAUUUGAUGUCUUUCAAGGCUUCUCAAGAUGAUAAGACUAAGAACAUAGUGUCUGAUCCCAUAACAUCUGGGCUUUUAUCUAUCUUAAGUCAAGAUGCAAUUGAAUCUAGUCAGAAACGCUUUGCUGGUGAACCCCAGAAAUCUUUCAAUCAUGAUGGGCACGGUGGUCGUCAUUUUUCGCUGACUCCAUAUCCUGUACAACAUGAUACCAAUUCUGUGAAUCAUCCUCAUGAUGUGAAGAUGUUUUCAGUUCCCAAUCAAGCAAUUUCAGUUUCCUUGGGGAAUCCAUUCCUGAAGAAUCAUUUUGCAACUGCUGGUCAUAAUAUGAAUGGCACUGGUGUGAUGCAGCCAUUACUUGGGGGAAUACCUGUUUCUGUUCCCCAUUCAGCUCUUCCCAACGCUGGUGCUGUUGCUGGAAUGAUUCAAUCAUGUAACAGCGUGAAACCAUCUCCACCUUCUGCCCAACUUACCAUCUUCUAUGCGGGAACUGUCAAGGUCUUUAAUGAUAUCUCUGCUGAAAAGGCACAAGCUAUCAUGCUGUUGGCUGGCAAUAGCUUAUCUAUAGCUCCUAACAUGGCCCAGCCAAAAGUUCACGCGCCUGUCUCGAAGAUGGCUGGUGGCGAUGGUGUGCCUGUGAGUCAACCAGCGAAUACACCACCCGGCUCUGGCCUUUCAAGCCCUUUAUCUGUUUCUUCACAUACUGGACUGCAGUCAGGGAGUGGCUCAACCAGCACUGAUGAAUUUCUUGCUUCUAAAACAACUGGAGUUCCCACUACUCCUGUUAGCAAUGUGGACCCUCCAAAGGUAGUCAGUGCAACCACUAUGUUGACAUCAGCUGUACCUCAGGCUCGGAAAGCAUCCUUGGCUCGAUUUUUAGAAAAGCGCAAAGAAAGGGUGAUGAGUGCAGCACCAUAUAAUCUCAACAACAAGUCUGAAGAGUGUGCAGCUGCAGAAUAA